This is a messenger RNA of Neohortaea acidophila, 1824 nucleotides long. Its product is annotated as Paf1 complex protein. Gene Ontology annotation, cellular component: Cdc73/Paf1 complex. The coding region runs from base 101 to 1498 and encodes 465 amino acids. The transcript has a single exon. Lineage: Eukaryota; Fungi; Ascomycota; Dothideomycetes; Mycosphaerellales; Teratosphaeriaceae. The record is from RefSeq and is a predicted model, not a curated record. Gene Ontology annotation, biological process: transcription elongation by RNA polymerase II. Gene Ontology annotation, molecular function: chromatin binding; RNA polymerase II complex binding.
UCUGUGCAACGGCGUGAAUUGACGGUUCUCGACCUUUUCCUCGUCGCGCAUCUGGCCCUCACUUUGUCCACACAACAGCGACCAUCCUCCGCUGCACAUCAUGGCUUCGAGCCGGCAGUCGGGACAAGUCGUCCACCAGGACUACAUUGCGCGCGUGCGCUACGACAACUCACUGCCGCCUCCCUCUCUACCCCCGAAAUUCCUCGACAUCCCUGGCACUGGUCUGGCAGGUGCCGACUACACCAGCGCCGGCUAUGCAUCCAGAAUGGCAAAAGAGCAGCCGCUCAAUAUCGAGGCAGACGCAGAAUUGGGAAUGCCCAUUGAUCUGGUCGGCAUCCCGGGCGUGUUCGACGGAGAUGAGCGUGCAAUUCUGGCCCGUCCAGGCCCUAUAAAGCUCCAUCCAGCCGACAAAGAGCUCCUCAAACCACUCGGGGCACUCGGCAAAGGCGCUGCCAUCGCCGGCUCGGUGUCCUUCUUGCGCCGAACCGAGUACACUUCUUCGCAAGGGCCCCAGCAAUUCACAUCAUCCACCUCGAAAGACCUCCUUCGCUUGCGCAACGAUCCGAAGAGGAGGAAGACGAGCAUGAACAAAGACGAUCCCAUCAACAUCAUCCGAAACGUGAUCAAGGGCUUCGACAUUGCAUAUCCCCGUGACGCCUACAAGGGAGAAGACAGUACCACCAACAUCCAGGGUGCCAAACCCUCGGAGGCGGAUGCAAAAGCAUGGACAAAUCCCCAACACCCUUCGAAACCCAGCCUGCAGCUCCUCGACAGUUACCCCGUCUUGCCCGAUCUCGACGCUCUGCCCUCGACCGCUUGCUUCAUGCUAGCGAAGUUCAUCACCAAUCCCCUCGCCUCCUCGCGUGGCUACGACCACCGCCUCGACGCCGCCAUCCUACGGCAGAAGAACGAUGAGCAAGCAUACGCAAGAUGGAACCACCGGAACGAAGAGUGGAAGCAAAGCUCCUCCACCAAACCGCAACCCAUUCCAGAGGACGACUACGAGUACUUUGUACCACUCGAAGCGACAUCCGUGCGCUCGAUCAAGCGGAAGCUCGACGUCAAUGAUCCCGAACACGAUGACGACGAGCUCUACACCGAUGACGGCCCGGAUGGACGGCGUCUCUUCAAAUACUCGCGCCUACGGACGUACGAAACAUACCAGCAAAGCGGUGACCCAGCGAGCUUCUACGAUGACCACGUCGCGCUGGCUUUACACGAUCCCGACGAAACAGUCGGGGCCGUACCUGGAAUGACGCAACGUUUGCAAAAAGGCGCAUACUUUUACCCUAUCAUGCAGCGAACGUCACUUCGGCCGAAGAGAAACGUGGGACAAAUGGCGUUCAGUCAGGCGGCGGAUGAUGAGAAGAUUGACGAGCUCGAUGUCACGGUUGCGGAUGUUGAUGAGGCAUUGAGAGAAGCCAUAUUGGAGAAGAGGGCGGUGAUCGAUCCGAGUGCGAAGGCUGAUCUGCCUGCAGCUGUCGAGGCGGCUGCGUGAUAAGUACCACACACGUCGUUUCUGUUUGCGUAGUAGCGAGUUGCAUUCAACGAUCCACUUCUUGUCCCGGCUCAUCGUCCUGUCCUCAAGCAGUCAUAGCCCAUUCCAGCCCAGGGACCGCUAUCGCUUCAAUAUAAUGACUGACCUCAAAUCCCCACGCCACAACGCCUCGCUAACCUUUCGACAACAACUUCCAAAAGUCCCAAUCUCAAGCCUCCGCCUCAGCAACCACAGGCCCCAAAUCACCCACCCCAUCCUUACAAACCCCACACCCGGGAUCCUCACACCCCACCACAAAUCGCGGAUCAUACGCAUCCCCCGCCCAC